Messenger RNA from Pediculus humanus corporis (human body louse), 495 nucleotides. RefSeq names its product Homeobox protein Hox-A7, putative. The record is from RefSeq and is a predicted model, not a curated record. Gene Ontology annotation, cellular component: nucleus. Gene Ontology annotation, molecular function: DNA-binding transcription factor activity, RNA polymerase II-specific; RNA polymerase II cis-regulatory region sequence-specific DNA binding. The transcript is spliced from 2 exons. The coding region runs from base 1 to 495 and encodes 164 amino acids. Gene Ontology annotation, biological process: neuron differentiation; cell development; regulation of transcription by RNA polymerase II. NCBI's taxonomy places the organism in Eukaryota, Metazoa, Arthropoda, Insecta, Psocodea, Pediculidae.
AUGCGUGUUUCAUUAAAUGAUAAUUUAAUUACAAAUAUCGAAAUCCAUCGAUCGAUCGAUUUAUAUUUUUUUUAUAGGUACAGCGCAGGUUACGAUCUUGCGGCGAGACGUAAAAAUGCAACGCGGGAAUCAACGGCAACAUUGAAAGCAUGGCUCAACGAACAUAAAAAAAAUCCGUAUCCGACCAAAGGUGAAAAAAUUAUGUUGGCAAUAAUAACGAAAAUGACUUUGACUCAAGUGUCGACGUGGUUUGCCAACGCAAGGCGAAGACUGAAAAAAGAAAAUAAAAUGACGUGGGAGCCGAAAAACAAAACGGAUGACGAUGACGAUGCCAUCGUAUCAGACACCGACGAUAAGGAUAAAGAUGAUUUAUCAUACGAUUCGGAAAAGGUUAAGGAUCGUUUGAGAGAGGUUGAUAAAGUACCGCAGCCAAUUGAUCGGGGAGAGCGGGAAACUACCCUUAAUCAAAUUAAUAGUAAUGAAAAGAGAAAUUAA